AAAUAAAACGAAAUGACAACUGAACUAAUCACGUUCGAAAGUGACGAUUAAUUUCCCGCGACGACUAACCAGCAACCAAAAUAAGUCAUAACAACCUACUCCAUAUUCAAAUCAAAUGAACUAGAGAGUUAAAAUUUGGGAUUCUGGGGGGUCAUAAAGGGAGAAGAAUUAUGCAUGAAUUAUCCAACCAAAUCGAAGAAAAUGAUGCGAUUUCCGAUUCUAAUCUCUUUUACCAACACCCUAAUUCAGAUUUGGCAGAAGAACCCUCAAUUUCCCUAGAUGAGAAUGGAUUCCCACAACUUCCAUUCAAUGAAGAUGGUGAAGAACAAGAACAUGACAAAAAUGAUUCACCCUGUAAACAAAAUUCAAUUGGGUGUUCGAGUUUGAUGAGUCCGAAAAAUGGGAGCUUUGCUGCCGAUUUCUAUGGGUGUGGGUCUGAUUGGUCUAGCUUGAAAUCGCGAGGCGAGUUGCCAUUGAAUUCUAAGAAGCUGAAGCAAACAAACCUUUUUCAAAUGUGGGGGGUUAAGAGGGAAAAGGAUGAGAAACGGGACAAUGAGACUAACAUUGGUGUUGUUCAUUCUGUUAAAACUGAUUCACAUUUCAGACCUCCUUGUGUUCCACCUGACCCUUUUUGUGCCCCCAAUCGAGCUUUGGAAAUCGAUUCGAAGGAGUCUCAGAAAAGGAAAUCGAUGAUGGUACAAGGAAAAGCUCGGCCAUGUCCUUUCUAUAAGAAGAUUCCAGGCACUCCCUUUACUGUGGAUGCAUUUCGGUAUGGUGCUGUCAGAGGCUGCUCCGCUUACUUUCUUAGCCAUUUUCAUGCUGAUCACUAUGGUGGCUUAACCAAGGCAUGGUCACACGGCCCCAUCUAUUGCACCUCUAUAACUGCUCGCCUGGUUAGAAUGUGUCUCUAUGUUAAUCCAUCAUACAUAUGCCCUUUGGAGAUGGAUGUCGAGCAUCUAAUUGACGGUGUCAAAGUGACACUUUUAGAAGCCAAUCACUGCCCAGGCGCUGCCUUGAUUUACUUCCAUCUUCCAGAUGGACAACGUUUUUUACACACUGGAGAUUUCAGAGCUUGUAAACACAUGCAAACUUAUCCCCUUCUUGUAAAUAACAAAGUCAAUGUGCUUUACCUAGAUACAACUUAUUGCAACCCAAAAUACAGGUUUCCUUCGAAAGAAGAAGUCACGAGCUUUGUUGUAAGGACCGCUAAGACCUGUCUCAAAAAGCAACCGAAGACCCUCAUUCUAGUUGGGGCAUAUAGCAUAGGGAAAGAGUGUGUAUAUAUUGCCAUAUCAGAGGCAAUAAAGGUCAAGAUAUUUGCAAAUGCAUCAAGGAGAAGAAUUUUGCAGUCCUUCGACUGGCCUCACCUUUCCAAAAAUCUUUGCACUAAUGGGAAGGAUACCCCUCUUCACGUCCUGCCUAUUUCAUCAUUGAAACACGAGACCCUGAAGAGCUACUUGAAGACAUACCAGGAUCAGUUUAACGCAGUUGUGGCAUUUCGACCAACAGGUUGGACUUUCUCGGAGUCUGUCGGUAGUCAGUUGGAUCUAAUCAAACCAAAUUGUCGAGGAAACAUCCAAAUAUAUGGAGUUCCCUACAGUGAGCACUCCAGUUUUACUGAACUGCAAGAAUUUGUUCAGUUUCUCAGGCCCAACAAGAUAAUUGCAACAGUGAACAUCGGAAAUGCUACAAAUCGGGAAAAACAGCAAUCAUAUUUUCGGCAGUGGUUGGAUGGCUGAGCUCUAAACAUAGCCAAUCAAUUUAUGAUUUGCAGAGUAUUGUUGGAAAACCUCAAGCUUGGUUAUGAAUUCUGCAGAGCAUUUUGUUUGAGAAGUUCAAUGGUUCAGAUUGAUGCUGGCAGGGAACCACGUAAUGGCAGAUGCAUAAAGGUUAUCAGUUUAUUGCUAAAAUCUACAUCCCAGAUUAGUUUUAACACUUUCAGAUCACAAACUUUUAGGAGAUAAGUUGUUAUCCGGAUAUUAAAUUUAUAUUAUUGAAAUAGUGGAUAUAAAAGGUAAUAGUGGGACAUUAUUUUAUUGAAAAAUAGAUUUGACAUAAGAUAGUGAAAUAAUUUUUCAAAUGAAAGGUAAGAGAGUGUGUCACCA
Molecule: messenger RNA, 2105 nt
Organism: Spinacia oleracea (spinach)
Lineage: Eukaryota; Viridiplantae; Streptophyta; Magnoliopsida; Caryophyllales; Amaranthaceae
Product: DNA cross-link repair protein SNM1
Exons: 9
Coding region: 171-1739 (522 amino acids)
Biological process (GO): interstrand cross-link repair; double-strand break repair via nonhomologous end joining
Molecular function (GO): damaged DNA binding; 5'-3' DNA exonuclease activity
Source: RefSeq, a predicted model, not a curated record